This is a messenger RNA of Clonostachys rhizophaga, 600 nucleotides long. The record is from the annotation of a GenBank genome assembly. NCBI's taxonomy places the organism in Eukaryota, Fungi, Ascomycota, Sordariomycetes, Hypocreales, Bionectriaceae.
AUGGCACUCUAUAUUCGGCAAUUGGAUAUUGGUGAUCUUGAACGCAGCUUAGUCGUCGAGACGGCUGCGUUCCCACCAGCUGAGGCUGCUACUCGCGAAAAGAUCGAGUAUCGCUUGACUGUCUGCCCCGAGCUCUGCUUCGGUCUGUUCCUUCGGGAAGGACAGGCAUCUCCCUCUGUGGCGCAACAGGAUAUUCCCAUCAUCUCGAAGCAGGACUCGUCUCCUGGCGAUGUGCUAGUUGCCCACGUCAUUUCCACCAUGUCGGAGAACAAGCCUGUCAGAGACGAGGACAUGGCCUUCCCUCCCGAAUGGAAGAACGACCCGAAGGCCAAGUACUCGGUCGGUCACCAACCAAAGGGGACGACCAUCGCGUUGCAUUCCCUCGCCGUUUCCCCGCAGCACCAGAGAUCCGGUUUCGGAAAGGCCCUGAUGAAAGCCUACUUCAAGCACAUGAAAGAGAGGGGCGCGGCUGAGAGAAUUUCCAUUCUGACAUAUGACCGCCUCGUUCCGUACUACAAAGCUCUGGGAUUUGAGCAUUACGGGAAAAGCGAGUCUGAGUAUGCCGGCGUUGCAUGGCAUGAUCUAUCUUAUGUAUUCUAG